ACGACACUAGAGAGUGUCGGGCAAAGAAACGCAUAUUUUGCAGUAGCUGCGGCACAUUGGGGGUACUCAGCACGAAUUGCUGUAAAAAGAAGAGCGAGUGGGGAAAACCACAGCCAAUAGGAGCCGCCCGCGACGAGGACAACGGCGACAAUAGGCAGUUCAUCAACAUGUCCAUAAACGGAACAACGUACAGUUGCCUAAUAGAUACAGGAUCAACACACACGUACAUAAAUGAAACGGUAUAUAAAGCGUGCAAAGAAAAGAAAAGCCAAGAGCAAGAAACAAAACGAAGGAUCAUCCUCGCAAACGGCACGAGAGCUCAAGUACGGACAAGCAUACGAGUAGAAAUGGAGAUAAAAAACAGAAGGCUCCAGCACUGGGUGCGUGUGAUGCCCAUGGCAUCAGCCAUAAUCAUAGGGAUGGAUUUGCUAACAAGAUUAGGUGUGAAAAUCACGUGGCCUAGUACACAGGAUGAAACAAACAGCCACCAUGAUGAAGCACAAGGAUCAGCACCAUGCCAGACAACGGCACAUCCAGAAACAGAGAGUCCAAAGCCGCGAACAGUAACAGAACUAUUAAUUGAUCCACAACAACAAAAGUUAACGGAACCGCAAAAAGCAGAAUUGGAAGAAAUACUAAAAACCGAAUUCAGGAAAUGCGACGCCAGCCCGAAGGGAAAUACAUGCGUCCAGCAUAAGAUAAGGAUGAAGCAUAACGAGACCGUCAAGCAGAAAUAUUACCCCAGGAACCCCAGGCAACAACAGUACCAAUUCGAUAUAAGAUAUAGAAACGAAAAGCAGAACCAGGUAGCGGACGAAUCAUCAUGGAGCCCAGUAUACGCCAGCCAGCCAGCGCUGCUGCACAGCGCAACAACCAGUCAAGGCUGGUACGGAAGAAAAUUACUACAAACACAAAAUUAUCCAGAUACAACACAAGAAUACCGCGUCGAAGGGGGAAAACUAUACAGAAAAAUAAUCAACCGAAAAAGCAACACACAUACGGAUCCAGACACGGAAUGGAAAUUAUGUGUACCGGAGGCCAGGAGGUCACAGAUAAUGGGGCAAUACCAUGACACGCCGAGUGCCGGACACCUAGGCAUAGCUAAAACCACUAGAAAAGUUAUGCAACGAUAUUACUGGCCCGGAAUGCAACGUGAAAUAUACAAAUACGUAAAAAAAUGCAACGCCUGCCAGAAACGUAAAACAAUGCAACAAAACACUCGAAACCUUGAUAGCAAUAGGUAUAUGACAAAACCACAACGGGAUACUCGUAAAUACCUAUCGGAAUUUAACUUCUCCCUAAACACGCCAAUUCAUGAGUCGACCAAAUACACUCCAGCAUUGGCCAAGAUACCUACGAAAAUUAAAGCUAAACGCAAAUAUACAUCCCAUUUCAUAGGUACCAACAACCAACCGGCGGCAAUAAUAUCAUAACCAGCAAAUAACACAAAACCUCGAAAUCAUAUUUUUGCAGUUAGGUCAAGGAAAAUAUUUGGAUAUUUACCUAAAUAAAAGUUAUCACAGUAAACAAAUAACUAAAGUUUAGAAACGAAUCGAUAUCGCAUCACGAGUGGUUCAACCGAAAUGUACCUAUCCUUAUUUAAAAAGUAAAUAGUUUUGUUUUAA
Molecule: messenger RNA, 1625 nt
Organism: Leguminivora glycinivorella
Lineage: Eukaryota; Metazoa; Arthropoda; Insecta; Lepidoptera; Tortricidae
Exons: 2
Coding region: 168-1433 (421 amino acids)
Biological process (GO): proteolysis
Molecular function (GO): aspartic-type endopeptidase activity
Source: RefSeq, a predicted model, not a curated record